Aspergillus heteromorphus CBS 117.55 is the source of this 758-nucleotide messenger RNA. RefSeq lists its product as uncharacterized. Lineage: Eukaryota; Fungi; Ascomycota; Eurotiomycetes; Eurotiales; Aspergillaceae. Bases 179 to 625 code for a protein of 148 amino acids. The record is from RefSeq and is a predicted model, not a curated record. The transcript has a single exon.
UGAAGGAGUGUGCUCGGCGGUCUGGAGCCGCGAUGGCCGCUGGGUUGUCAGUGGAGGUGGCGACGGGGUGGUCAAGGUCUUCGCCCGAUAGCGAGGCCGAGGCCAUGGCCGUGUUGUAUGAUUCUUUUUUUUCCUUCUUAUUUUUUCUCUUUUCGCUGAUACUUCCUUUUCUUACGGCAUGUUCUUCGGACGCAUGAAAUGGAUGAGCGAUUGGCCGAUUCUUGAGCAUUUGCACCAACGGUGUCCAUCUACCUGGCAUAUGUUCCUUUCUACUCGUGUGAUAGUACCUUUUUUACCCUUCUAUUGCCAAUCAUCUAUCUUCUCUGCUCGCCGAUCCGGUGCGGGCUCCUGCUCUUUCUUCCAUACCUUUUUCUCUCUUGCUUCUCUCUUGGUCUGUUUUAUACUCCUCGUGGAAACCACGAGAGAGAUAAUGUGUGCUGCUAUACUCCCCUUGCUUUUUUUUUUUCGACCUGCCCCCUUCCCAAUUUCCCCUUCCCCUAUAGCUCAUACCCCGAAAACAUGUCUUCUCAACACGACGCUUUUUGAUACCUGUGAAGCAAGCCCCUUUUUGGUGCGUAUCCCGAUGGAAGCAGACUUGGCGAACCUUGUGUGCCCACCACAUUGAUGUCCCUGGCCUUCAUGAUCCCCCAGUUGUCGCGGCCCCUAUGCGCGGAUGCUGUAUGAUGAUUCUCCUUUGCCCUUAUGCUAGACCCUUUAACCAAUCCUGUAUAUUGUCUGCUUUGCCGCGACUGGCUCGG